This is a messenger RNA of Erpetoichthys calabaricus (reedfish), 1772 nucleotides long. RefSeq names its product mesogenin 1 (gene msgn1). The record is from RefSeq and is a predicted model, not a curated record. Gene Ontology annotation, molecular function: protein dimerization activity; RNA polymerase II cis-regulatory region sequence-specific DNA binding; DNA-binding transcription factor activity, RNA polymerase II-specific. The transcript has a single exon. NCBI's taxonomy places the organism in Eukaryota, Metazoa, Chordata, Cladistia, Polypteriformes, Polypteridae. Gene Ontology annotation, cellular component: nucleus. Bases 573 to 1094 code for a protein of 173 amino acids. Gene Ontology annotation, biological process: mesoderm formation; regulation of transcription by RNA polymerase II.
CAAUCAGGUAUAAGGUAGGUCAGUGUCAUCUGCUGGAUAAGACAGAACACUUGGUAGCACCAUGGAUCAGUGCUCAACACUUACUGAGUUGUUGAAGCAAAUAUCUGACUAAACAUGUCUUGAAUAAACAGAGUUGCUUAAAAACCCAGUUAACAUAUUUUUUUAUUUAAAGGCAACUAAGAGACAAGGCCAUCCAUCAUCUACGUCUGUUUGACGUGUUGUUUGAUAUCCCCAUUAGUCUGCUAGCAAGAAUAUGAUAAUUGCAGUAAUGGCAGCUUAAAUACCCACUUCCACACAAGUCCCUUUAAUUGUUUUUCUUGCUUCUUCUCGUUACCUACCUGCUCGAUCACGGCUCUUUCACACAACGGUGACAAUGAGGGUCGCUUGCAACUACAGGCUUUUGUCACUUUCGCUUUCUUUGAACUUCAUCGUCAGCUGUAAAAGUAUAAAUCUCCAGACGCUGGAUUCGACAUAUAAAACGGAGGGCUCUGGUUUCUUAUUUUAGUGUUUAUUUUCCUCAUUUUAAAAAGCGAGUCUUUGCAACUGAACGACAGUACAAAACCGCGGCCCUGAUGCGCACGCGUGCCGACAGAGCGAUGGAUAAUCUACACGGAGAACCGCUUCCACAGGUCGACGAUUUAAACUCUCUGACAUCUAAGCUGCUCGCCGAAUGGGGCUGGAAAGCUGAAGAAGUGAAGGAUUUCGAGAGGGAUCAAGAGGUACCAGCGAAUGCCUUAUCUCCGGCAUCGUCCUUCGAAUCCUUCUGCCCGUCUCCACCCCGUUUCGGUGAUUCAGAACAGAAAGUGUCCCUGGUAAACAUUGCGCCUCAUUCUCUGGGGAGCUGCGGUCGAUCGUUGGCUCCGACCACUGCUAAUCACAGGGCAGUCAAACCCAAGAUGUCUAUUAAACGGAGAAUGAAAGCAAGCGAAAGGGAGAAGCUUCGAAUGAGGAGUUUGGCCGAUGCUCUGCACCAGCUACGGGACUAUUUACCUGCAGACUAUAGCCAAAGAGGACAGCCACUCACCAAAAUACAGACGCUCAAAUACACCAUCCAGUACAUCAAUGAACUUUCGGAGUUACUCAGAAACAAAUGAGACUGUCUUGUUUGAGCAAAAAAAAAAAAAAAAAACUGUGACGUUUGAGGAUUACUGUGUCCACCGUAAACAACGGAUUAAUACGUUCGCAAUUGGCUACGUCAGUGCUUCAAACCAUUGCUAAUGCUUGUACAAUUAUUCUGUAUUUUGUUAAAUUUAACCAAAGCGGGUGUAUAUGGACAGUAAAGGAAGAUUAUUUUCUAUUUUAUAUUAGCGGUUUUCUUGGAAGUACGUUGUACUGCAGUGGGAAUGGACUAGUCCAUGUUUGAACCGCUACUAAUCAGAUAACGGAAUUCUUGGUUCUUGCUUCAUUUGGCAGAAUAAGGAGCAUGCUAAAAUCACUAAAAAGCUUCCUGAUAUAUAUAAAUGUACACAACUAAAGUAACUUUUUUAAAGACUGAAUAUUGUGCGUGGAAACUGUCUUUAUUACAUUUCGGAUCUGCAAAGUGGAAUUAAUGCCGAUGCUGAUUUAUAAUAAACCGGGUUUAAGUUUAGUAGUCAUGAUCUCUUUAGUUAAUUGAAUGAAUGGGGGUUGUGGUCGGGUUUGGUGUGGUGGAUGGACAAACGAGUUGACAGGUAUGCAUUAGGUAGGACAUACUUUCAUUUCGUCUUUUUCAGUUUUAGCCUAGUACAUUGAAAAAACACAUCGCUAUUCAGUGUGCGAUAGAGCAUGUUGCA